Messenger RNA from Thunnus maccoyii (southern bluefin tuna), 1974 nucleotides. RefSeq names its product syntaxin 1B (gene stx1b). The record is from RefSeq and is a predicted model, not a curated record. Gene Ontology annotation, biological process: intracellular protein transport; vesicle fusion; exocytic insertion of neurotransmitter receptor to postsynaptic membrane. Gene Ontology annotation, molecular function: SNAP receptor activity; SNARE binding. Gene Ontology annotation, cellular component: endomembrane system; plasma membrane; SNARE complex. NCBI's taxonomy places the organism in Eukaryota, Metazoa, Chordata, Actinopteri, Scombriformes, Scombridae. The coding region runs from base 81 to 947 and encodes 288 amino acids. The transcript is spliced from 10 exons.
CGUUGGACACCUCCCCCCCUCCCCUCCCGGACCAGGGCCGAUUCUCCGUUUUAUAGCAGCCAGAUCGGCGCGGCGACACCAUGAAGGACCGUACGGCGGAACUGCGAAGUGCUAAGGACAGCGAUGAUGAUGAAGAGGUGGUGCAGGUCGACAGGGACCACUUCAUGGAUGAGUUCUUCGAACAGGUUGAGGAGAUCAGAGGCUGUAUAGAAAAGCUGUCGGAGGAUGUGGAGCAGGUCAAGAAGCAGCACAGCGCCAUCCUGGCCGCACCCAACCCUGACGAAAAGACCAAGCAGGAGCUGGAGGACCUCACAGCUGACAUCAAGAAGACAGCCAAUAAAGUUCGCUCAAAAUUAAAAGCAAUCGAGCAGAGCAUCGAGCAGGAAGAAGGUCUCAACAGAUCAUCAGCGGACCUCAGGAUCCGCAAGACACAGCACUCAACGCUGUCACGCAAGUUUGUGGAGGUGAUGACUGAGUACAACACCACGCAGUCCAAGUACCGCGACCGCUGCAAGGACCGCAUCCAGAGACAGCUGGAGAUCACUGGAAGAACCACCACCAACGAGGAGCUGGAGGAUAUGUUGGAGAGUGGCAAGCUGGCCAUCUUCACCGAUGAUAUCAAAAUGGACUCUCAGAUGACCAAGCAGGCCCUGAACGAGAUCGAGACCCGACACACUGAGAUCAUCAAGCUGGAAAACAGCAUCCGCGAGCUGCACGACAUGUUCGUCGACAUGGCCAUGCUGGUCGAGAGCCAGGGAGAGAUGAUAGACAGAAUUGAGUACAACGUGGAACACUCCGUCGACUACGUGGAGCGAGCCGUUUCCGACACCAAGAAGGCUGUCAAAUACCAGAGCCAGGCUCGCAAGAAGAAGAUCAUGAUCAUCAUCUGCUGCGUCAUCCUGGGCGUGGUCCUGGCGUCGACCAUCGGCGGCACGCUGGGCUUCUAAGACGCUCCGCCGCCUGCCGCUGUGACGACUGACACCGACCGACCGACAGCCAGCAGAGAAAACAAACACCAACGACGACAACAACACAAAAACUUGAAACACAAAUGCAAGACAGAUAACCAAUCAGCUAGGAAGAGAUAACAAUCCAAUCACAGAAAAGAGGAAACACCACGGGGUUGGGUGGGGUUCAAAAAACAAAGACAAAAAAAAAACACAAUAAAAACGCCAUCACAUUAUAGCUGACUUAAAUACAUAACAUAUACAAAAAGAGGGUACAAAUAAACCUACUAUUUAUUACAGAUGUACAUGUAAAUGUAUUGAACAUAUGAAGCAACACAUGGGUUAGCUACCUGUAAAAAAUUAUGACCUAUAAUAUGACAUGUUUGUUUGUUUGUUUGUUUGUUUUGCCUUUUUUUCUUAUUUUUUAACCGUUUCUUUCGUUUUUCGGGAGUCUCCGAGGACAGUGAUGGUGACCGCUGCUGGGUGGGAGUUCUGUGGGGCGAGCGCUCUAGAACCAAUCCUGUUCGGUAGUUUCUUACAUUUAUUUCCUGUUAAGAGGUUCUUAAGAACACAUUCUUAAUAAACGUGCUGGGAAUCAUCCGACCACAGCUCCGCCAGAAUAUUCCGGCAGCUCUAGAACUGCAGCGUUGCGUUCCGGAACCGAAGGGCUCCGGAGCGCAGACGAGAACAGAGGGAGGUUCCGGAACGCUGUCAGUGGCUCUGGAACGUUCCGGAACGCUGCCAGUGAUUCCGGAACGUUUUGUUGGUAACGCUGUCCCACAGGACAAGCACCCUCGCGCUCUAGAACCAACUUUGUCCCCUUGUUUCUGGGAGGGAGGGGCCUCCCUCGCCUUUGGCUCAGCCGCCUCUUUAGACCACCUCUCAUUGGUUUGCUCACUCCUGUCAUUCACCUCAGUCAGCCUAUUAAAAUUAGCUUAGAACGGCAAGCCCAACCUGCCACAUGCUGUUUAUAAACCAGUGAGGAAAGCGCAUGACAUGCUACUCGCUGAGUUGACAGAUAGCUGAU